UAUGAGAAAGACGUUAGAUGAGCUGUUGAUAUUUCAUAUCUUGUAAGGAACCAAGUCUGGAAGUGUGCCAAUGUUAAGCUAAGUUAAUGGCACAACUAGCAAAAUAUUUUCUUAAUACAUUGUAGAAGAGGUGAAUUGCAAUUAGGAGUAUACUCGGGGACGAGGACAACGUGCAGAUCUCUAAUAUUUACAACGAAGCUUGUUGUGGAUAUUUCAGAAAAUAAUACAAGAAAUUUUUUAACCGAAACCAUAAUUACUGCAAUCGCAAGCAAUGGCGGCUUAUAGGGCGUAUCCUACGUCCUUUGUCUGCGUACUGUUGGCGUACUGCGCACUGUACGCAGAAGCAGGUUUCCUGAGACCCGACUUUGACAGUGGAUGGUUUAACAUGACUGCGGACGAAACGGCGGCGAACACUUACAAGGAGAUAACGCAUGGCUUGGGAGAGACGCCGAUUAAGGUCAAGGUCCUAGGCAGAGCAAUAGACGGGAACCAUAAAGGGUUUAUAUUUGAGGGAACUGGAACAUCCCAGGGAGAUGACGAUUUUGGCCAACCCCGUAGUGGACCGGCGUAUGCUUACAACAAUGACGUAGUGAGAAUAUGGCUACCGACCAUAAAUAACUUCAACCCCGGCGACAAUUACGCCAUCUAUGUUGGAGGAUUAUGGGGAGGAAAUGAUUCUACGAAUGCGCAGGCGUCAAAAACAGCAGAGUUUAAGGUUCUUGCCUGGCUGGAGAAAUCCUUCUACACUGCCAGCGAAGUCAUCCGCACGAACAUUUCGAGGUACGAGUUUAAGGAGGUCCCCCACACUCUAGGCGCCACACCUGUGUAUGUGCUUGCCAGAGCUGUGAUCCCGGACGACGAAACACAUGGAGGUUUUGUAUUUGAAGGUAUCGGCUCUCAGAUGAUGAGCAAAGGACCCCAAAGCUAUAACGCCUACCUGGGCCUCCUUUACGGUUACAAUGCCAGCAGUAUACGGAUGUGGACGGGAAUGUUUGUGAUGGGUGUCUCUGACGGUUGGGGAAAGAACAAAAACAACGUGGCCAGAACCUCAGCCGAUGUAGAAAUUUACGUGUGGGCAGACUUCGACAGCACUGGUCUGGGCACCUACGACAGCGGCUGGUUUCGAUGGGACCAAUCACAGAAGGAGGACUACAUGGAGUUGCACGUGGGCAUGGGAUAUCUCCCGCGCUUUGCCCUGGUUCAGUACAAAGCGAUAGAUGGCGAUAAUCAAGGCUACAUAUUCAAUGCCAUUGGAACAGCUGAGAACGAUGGUCUGACCCCGACACAGAAGCCGCAGCUUGGGGGAGUGGUCUUCGCUUAUGGCAAGAACUCCGUGCGUCUGUGGACGCCUUCACCUGACUUGACUGGCACAGCGUCCAUUGUGCGAAUCAUGGAUUUAGGAGGCAACCAAUCCAUCCAAUUAUCAACUCAAGCAGACGUUCGCGUGCGACUUUGGGCGGGGAAAUUCCACCAGAAAACCGCGUGCACGCUUGGUUCAACGUACCAGAAAAUGGAAGACAUGUCAACAACAUGGCAGACAGCGAACGCUACGACACACCUCGGCCAACUCACGGUGACAGGGUCCCUGAAAUGCGGUCGUGAGUGCCACUGUCGCCCGGAUUGUGUUGCCUGGGCAACGCCCGGUUAUGUCAGAGGGAAUAUUCCAACAAGUUGUGAUUUGAUGGGAGUCCGGUUCGGGAGUGACCAAUCGCUGCCCAGCGACCAGAACCUGAAAUUUUACCGCUAUGUUGAUAUGGACAUUAGUGGAUGGGAGGAGAAUUAGGACCAACAUAGUGAACUGAAUGUAUAAACAGUACUGGGCGCCAUAACUCGAACGCAUCGCGAAUUGCGAUAGCGAUAUCACCUUUCAUUUUGAGGCUAUUAUAUGGGGCGAGUAAAUGCCGAGUUAUGGAAUAGAGCCGCUUGCGCUCGGUCGAAAUUCGCGAUGCUUUCGCGUUACGGAGCCCUGGUAUUUUUAGACUAACAGUUAUUCACAUAAACGAAAGGAGAAAGAGAUUAUUUCUUCUGGAGAAAGCAAAUAUUAUUCCAAAUAUUUACAGUUAUACUUUCUUCGCCUAAAAUCAUUCCAAUUUUAGUACAUCAAAAGCAAUUUCAUAAAAUAAUUGAUUUUACAUGUGUGCGCUUAACACUAAUAACUCUAUGCGAAGUCUUUUUCGGCCCGUUUAUGGCGCAACGGUGUUCAUGUUGAAAACAAAUCGAAUGCAACACAAUUAACUGAAUAUUCAAGAAAGUAAAAUGUCUUGUGAAACUACUGGUACUUUCAGAUAUUCAAUAUUAAGUUCUGAUUUAGUUUUGUUGCAAAUUUUCAAUUUUCACAAUUAAAGGGUACCAAGAUGUUGGGGGCGUACAUGAAAUGUCCCCGAUUUACUAAAAUAAGACAGAAUAUUGGGCACAUGUCCGACUAGACAUGCAGAAUGAGGCUUUGACUUCAC
Molecule: messenger RNA, 2453 nt
Organism: Lingula anatina
Lineage: Eukaryota; Metazoa; Brachiopoda; Lingulata; Lingulida; Lingulidae
Source: RefSeq, a predicted model, not a curated record